UGCCAGUCGCCCAGCUGCGGCCACCUCCCGCGCCACGGCGCUACCGUCGUGCAACAACCUCAAUCGUCGUACCGUUGUUGUGCGUUAUCACACGAUGUUGCGGACCCAAGUUUUGUUGGAACGGUGACGAUAAUGAAGUUAAGGUGGUGAAGGUCAAUGGCUGUCGAACCGCGGCGGCUUGUAGAGCCGCGACGCGGAUUCGCGUUCUUCCUUUCGAUAACGUUCCUAGCAUCUUGGAGCGUUGCAGCACCCCUGAGUUACCACCGAUGGAGACGGCAAGCUGGCCAGUCUGUUAGUGAGACAAAUGCUCUUGACUACCUGAGCAAGUACGGCUACCUUGGCGGUACGGGCCUUCCGGGCGAUACAGGUCCGAGCUCCGACAGCCUUCGCACUGAAGAAGGUUUUCGUGAUGCUCUGAAACGCAUGCAGCAUUUCGCUGGCCUACGACCGACAGGACGGCUGGACGACGAGACCAUGAAGCUGAUGAAGGCUAGACGAUGUGGUCUUCCUGACAUGGCCGGACACUCCGAGAGGGUGAGACGCUACGCCUUGCAGGGGGCAAAAUGGGACAAGACGGAUCUCACCUAUAGUGUUGCCAACUUUCCCCGUGGAGUGGACCAUCACAUGAUCAGAAAAGAAGUGGGCCGUGCACUGAGGGUGUGGAGCGAUAACUCCAAGCUGAGCUUCACGGAGUUGCCGAGCCGCUCAAAGUCCGACAUCGUGAUCGCUUUCGAAAGGCUGGUUCACGGAGACGGUUACCCUUUCGACGGACCCGGUACCAUCCUGGGACACGCUUUCUUUCCCGGACCUGACAGAGGAGGGGACGCCCACUUCGAUGCGGAUGAGAACUGGGUGGCAGGAGCCGUGGAACGGGACUCGGACGGAGUGAGCUUAUUUGCCGUUGCUGCUCAUGAAUUUGGCCAUUCGUUGGGUCUUUCCCAUUCCUCUGUGCCUGGUUCCCUGAUGUUCCCUUAUUACCAGGGGGACAAGGAGGAACUGAAGCUACCCUACGAUGACCUUAUGGGCAUCCAGAGGUUAUAUGGAUCCAAAAACAACAACAGGUGGGUAACGAUGCAUCCAAUUAUUCCGAGGACGACGACGCGUCGACCUGGCCAUCGAGGACAGGUGCCGCAGAGGCGACCACAAGGCAAUGUUCCUUCUCAAAGACCAUACGAUGGCCCCCGGCGUGAGCCAUCUACUCAUGACAGCUAUCCUGACAAAUGUGACACAAGCAUCGAUGCCAUUUCUGUCAUCCGCAGGGAAAUGUUUGCUUUCAAGGGCAAGUACUUCUGGAGAGUGAAUGAACGUGGUCCUAACCCUGAUCGUGCUGUGCUGAUUCGUCAGUUCUGGCAUCUCGGUGAUAAUGUAGAGAAAAUUGAUGCAGCCUACGAAAGACCCGACAGGAAAAUUGCCUUCUUUUCGGGGAGGCGAUACUGGUUGCUGGAUGCCACCAACCCAUUGAGGGGUUACCCACGUCCACUGACAGAUCUAGGACUGCCAUCCACCCUUAGUCAUAUUGAUGCUGCAAUGGUGUGGGGCCACAAUGGAAAGACCUACUUCUUCAGUGGUGAUCAAUACUGGCGCUACGAUGAGCAAGAAAACAGCGUUGAGCCAGAUUACCCGAGGCACAUUCGCAUGUGGAAAGGGGUGCCACGGGACAUUGAUGCUGCAUUCCAGUGGACAGAUGGCCAGACCUACUUUUUCAAAGGCAGGAAUUUCUGGAGGUUCAACGACCGCUUAAUGUCCGUAUACAAUCAGACCAAUGACAUAGGUCAAGUAUGGUUCAACUGUCCGCUUGUGAGGCGUUCUUACGCCGAUGGACACCGCAGUGGUGGCAUGCAGUGGCUCAGUCUACCGCUCAGCGUGCUUGUUUCCACGGCAACUUUUGUCUUCAUGAUGAGGAGGUGGUGAUACCAUCACACGGACUACAGAGAGGAGGAGCUUUGAGGACAUUCAGACAAGAUCUAGGCUAGUCUACAAUGCCUCCAAUCGAAGCUCUCAUUUCUAUGGGAUGUGUCAAAGUAUGCUGCCUAUGUUUAUUAGGAUUUGAUUGCCUGACUGCACAGUGCAGGAUCAAAUGUGCUUCAGGCAUUUACUGUGAUGUAGGUAAGGGCAGUUUGGAGCCAUUCUUUACACCCGUCCGUAAAACAGAGGAGGAAAUUAUUGGUGUAGCUAAGCACUAAGUAUGUACAACGUGGAAACGUAGAGGAUAGGAUACAGCUUGGCUCAACUUUCCACAGUCAUACUUAAAGAUGACAAUGAGCCUGUCAGUUUUCCACACGCCCCUAGAAUGAGAUACCAUGCCGCGUGAAAAAAUGUAACGCUGCUCUGCCCGUGUUCAAUGAUAAACUUUGUCGUAUUUAUUUUUGUAAUAACCUUUGCGGAACAAGAAGGCAAAGGCAUUAAAAAGUGCCAUCGGUGCGAGUCUUUCCACUUCUGCGGAGUGACUGGCGUACUUGAACGUGUGUAGCUUCGUGUAACAAUAACUCAGCUAGCCUGAUGUCAAAUGUGCAUUUUAGAAUGUUGAAAAUUAUCUAACGUGAUGCCUGCAACAUUGACUGUUUUUCUUUACCUAUAGUCAUUUGCAAAGUAACUCCUCCACUGGCACGUAUAACUCAGUGCCACGCUGCUCCUAUGUGCGCCCUAGUAGUACGUCAAUGCAAAAGGUCACACUAGCGAUAGAGCUAACAAUGUGCAAUACCAUAACAUGGCGCCAGAAGUACUUGAUAUCCUGUAUGAGCGACACAAAACUGUGUUUUGAAGCCCAUUGUAACUGAUUCUUAGCGUGUGGUCGUUACGAGACAUUCUAAUACCAUGGGCCAUUUGGCUACACGGGGCUUCAUAACACACACUGAUGCAUGGUAGGGUAGUCAUAUCUUCAAAAGGUGAAACGUCGUGAAGCAGAAAUGUGAACGCAGUCACCACACAUAGCGUUCCUCACACCUUGUUAUGGUUAGAGCCCCUAGCUUUCCGCGAUCCAGCGAAAUUGGCCAUGUCUAGCGGAACCUGCUGUCUCCCUCAGAAUCGUCUGUCGUUUUGCAAAAUGUUCAAUAUCUUACAGGAUAAUGUAAGGAUUUCAAUUGAUCUACAACAUUUUCGUGGGUUAAACCCGAUCAGCCGCAACUUCAAAAACCGACACCACUGAUAAUGCCACGACCAAAGGAAAUUUAAUGACAGCAAUGCCCGGAAAGAGAUUGAGAGAAUUGUGUCUAGUUUUCUUUGCGCACUGAACGAGUCAGCAUGUGAUCUUGGGAGCACCUUUUCUUCUCUUGCUUGUUUCGUUUACUCGCAGAGUCCUGCGGAUUUGCUAGUCCCACUUUGCAGAAAGCUAGGGGCUCUAGUUAUGAUGCAGUACUACCAUUUUGGACAUGUCUAAAAAAUACAGCCUCGUGUGUGUAGAAAUUGCGCAAAUGUAGUCAUAUUUCCAAGUACGUUCAAUAUUGCUUCGUUAUGUUUUAGCACGCAACUGUUAGCAUUUUACGUGCAAGCACAUGCAACACAGCCUGGCAACAAGGUCAGUCCUCUCCUGCCAGCAUCGUACGCAAUACAUUGUUAUAGACUCUUUCACUUUGUAAAUACUACUGUAAAUACUUCCUGUAACAGUAUUCUAGGUAUUUAUUGCGCACUUUUCUACACCGACCUAGUCAGCCUUUGUGGAACGCAGAAGCAUUGCCUCCGUAAUAUAAAUAGGAUUACUUCAUACAUAUGGUAUAUUAACUCAACUGCAGCUGCAUUGCAGAUGCAGUAAGAGAAGCACCAAAGAGAAGCAUCUGGUCAGAGAGAAAGAAAACACCUAUCCAAAAUUCUAAUUUGCAUUUCAAUGUUAUGGGGAUCAAUAUACCUUCUCAAUAUAAAAAAUGUGACUGCUCAGUAUCCACACUUGCACGUAGGACUGUUGUCUUUCCUAAUUCAACAUGUGAGCAUGAAUGAACAUGAAACAAGCUGCCUUAUCAAUAUGAGCUAUCUUUUGUAUGUAUCAUUUUUGGCAACAUUUUACUGACAUUUGUAUAGUUAUGUCUGUUUGCCAGUGAACUGAUCAUGCCUUCCACAGAUUAUAUACAUGGCUCCCCCCAAUUUUGGAACAAAAACUCGAGGACCUUUCAAGGCUCAGGUCUCAUUUUGCCCGUCGUGUGAAACAUGGCUUAGGACCAGGUCUUCAAUAUUUCGCAAAAAUAUUUCAAAGCUACAGGUAUCAGACGACAGCAUAAAAAAGGGGCUGUUCACAAAACUUGACUCCUCGAUGUUUAAGAUCAUAGGAUAGAAAGGAACCACUACCGAUUGCCAUCAUUGCAAUCAGUGCUAAUUCCUGUGGUUUCCAAAUUGUAGUUGUGAUUCCGCGCAAUUCGCAAUGCUUUGUGAUGCUUCGCAACAAUAAGAAAAGGAUGCAAAAUCAAGGGUUUCAAGGACCAGUGGGAAUCAUGUAUGUAUUACAUAUGCCUUGUACCCAUUAUACAUGCAUCGUGAAAUGUACUUUGCUACGAGUCCUUUUACCGCACACAUGUAAUGCACGUGCAAAAAAGCAAGUUUUUUGCUCGCCAUAAUGAGCUUUGCAACUUGUCACUGCUACAUAAUUUUAUAUUCGUUUUUUAAUUAUUUAUUACGUAGCGAACAAAGUAAGUUUUGAACAGUUUUGUGCUCGAGUGUUUUCCGAGGAAAUGGCUUUAUUUAUGAAACUGGAAAUGUGUGAUGCCCUCGCGCACUAAAGGCUUUCCUUGGGAGAUUGUUCUCUCGUAUGAGAGCUUGUAUUUGAAUUAUUUUACUUCAAAAUAAACAAUAUCGCAACUUUGAA
Molecule: messenger RNA, 4789 nt
Organism: Ornithodoros turicata
Lineage: Eukaryota; Metazoa; Arthropoda; Arachnida; Ixodida; Argasidae
Product: matrix metalloproteinase-2-like
Exons: 8
Coding region: 157-1911 (584 amino acids)
Biological process (GO): collagen catabolic process; proteolysis; extracellular matrix organization
Cellular component (GO): extracellular matrix
Molecular function (GO): zinc ion binding; metalloendopeptidase activity
Source: RefSeq, a predicted model, not a curated record